AUAAUUAAGAAGAGGAACAUAAUUAAGUUACUAAGUUAGGUUUUUUUUGGAGAAUUAAUUGCAUGUAAUUAUGGAUUUGAUCUCCCAAUCUCAAGAGUACAAGAUCUAAUUGCAAGAUUAUAUAAUUAAAGACAAGAGAUGGGUGCAUGUUGUACAUGUCAAAGGGGACAAAAAUUAGAAGGCAAGAAUCAUCAUCAUCAUAAUCAUAGUCAUAAUCAUAAUCACCAUCAUCAUAAUAAUCAUCAUAGUUAUUUUGAGGAGAAUAAAAAUAAUAAUAAUGGGGAGCAUAAAGAAGGUGAAGAUGAUUAUCAAAGCAUAGUAGGAAGAGGAGAUUUGGGUAAUAAUGUAAGGUUAUGUGGAUUUUCUAAAUUUGUAUCAAUGUAUAGUCAACAAGGUAAAAAGGGGAUCAAUCAAGAUGCCAUGACUGUUUGGGAGAACUUUGGUGGACAGAAAGGUAUGUUUUUCUGUGGUGUUUUUGAUGGACAUGGACCAUCCGGCCACAAGGUGGCACGUUACGUUAGAGACUCGUUACCUUCUAAACUUUCAUCAUCCAAUGUGAUCAGUACCAAUGAUAUUAGAUGGGAUGCCGAAAAGGAUGAUGAAUCUAACAACCCAAUCUUCGAUGCAUGGAAAGAUAAAUUUAUCAAGUCUUUUAAAGAAAUGGAUGAAGAACUUGAAGGUGAUGGUUCUAUCGAAAGCUAUUGCAGUGGUACAACUGCAGUGACUUUAGUUAAACAGGGAGAACAUUUGAUAGUUGGAAAUUUAGGAGAUUCUCGAGCUAUUAUUUGCACCAGGGAUGACAAAAAUGAGCUUGUUGCUAAGCAACUCACGGUAGACUUGAAGCCUAACCUCCCAGCUGAAUAUGAAAGAAUCAAAAGUUGUGAAGGAAGAGUAAUGGCGAUGGAGGAAGAACCAAAUAUAUACAGAGUAUGGAUGCCUGAUCAAGAUUGCCCUGGCCUUGCCAUGGCAAGAGCUUUCGGAGAUUUUUGUUUGAAAGACUUCGGUCUCAUCUCGGUACCUGAAGUAUAUUAUAGAAAGCUCACUGAAAAGGAUGAAUUCAUUGUCUUGGCAUCGGACGGGUUGUGGGAUGUUUUAAGCAACGAUGAAGUGAUCCGGAUAGUAGCUUCAGCAAGGAAGCGAUCUAUUGCAGCAAGACUCGUGGUGCAUCAUGCAGUUCGAGCCUGGAAAUACAAGUACCCGUGUGCCAAGGUAGAUGAUUGUGCUGUUGUAUGCUUGUUCUUGAAACGCCAGAAGCCUCUGCUAACGAAAUCGUUGUCAGAAGUAACCGAGCUGAGCUUAAAUUAUUCAGAGAUAGCAACCAGCAAAAACUACUCACCAAACUCCAAGAUAGAUGAUGGUCUUGAUACACUGCUAAAUUAUCAAGUCAAGGAAGAAAAAGAUCCAAAUGUUGCAACUGGACUUAAUGAUGAUCAUAAAAAGAGUUCUUCGAGACACGCUCGUUACCUUAGCAGACGAAAAUCUGCAGUGAAUUUUUGAGUCCAUUGUAAUGAAGCAGUAAUGUGUGAAAUUGAAAAGAAGAAAAAAAAAAUGUAAGCUACAAAUUUAAAUGAAAUACUUGUAUGUAUUUUGAUUUGUAUAGUAGUACUAGUCAAAUAGCCCAAGGCAAAAGAUGAAUGAUGGUGUAUUUGGCAAAAAAAAUGAUGACAGAAUAAGGAUUGACACCUUGGAGAGUUGAAAAAUGUUGUUGCU
Molecule: messenger RNA, 1710 nt
Organism: Solanum verrucosum
Lineage: Eukaryota; Viridiplantae; Streptophyta; Magnoliopsida; Solanales; Solanaceae
Product: probable protein phosphatase 2C 65
Exons: 5
Coding region: 139-1497 (452 amino acids)
Biological process (GO): protein dephosphorylation
Molecular function (GO): protein serine/threonine phosphatase activity
Source: RefSeq, a predicted model, not a curated record